AUGAAUUCGCAACAGACAGAACUGGGUCAGGACUCGUAUUCGGCAAAUAGCACGGGGGGCUCACCACAGCAUGAAGCCAGAUAUUUUUCUUCAAAAAGAGCUCGUGAAAUUCAAGCUGAAGAAGGAAUAACGUCUCCCUAUCGAUCUGCAGCUCUUCCUCCUCCCUCACUUUCGACUAGCGGCGCUUUUAAUAAUGGAACUCUAUUAUCGGAUUCGAACUCUGCAUCAGCAAUUGAAUUUCUUAAGUCUGUCAACAAUAAAUCAGUGUCAAACUCCAAUAGCACUAGCAGUAAUGAUCAUCUUACGCCAUAUCCUCAGUCCUUCCGCCGUGCGCGUGCUGAUACUUUACCAUCAAAUUUAUCUGGUGGUAGAUCACCAUUUUCAGUUGGUCAUCACACUUCAUCAUCAUUAGUCAAUCAAGCAAAUCAAGCAAAUCAAGCACCAACAAAUUUACUCUCGCCACCAAAAGCCUCUUCGCGUCUUCGAUCAGGUUCACUAACGUUACCCUCAUCUUCUCUUUCUGCUGCUUUUGGACCAUCUAUAUUCACUACUGGAUGGUCGGAUCAUCGUAAUGAAAAUAAUGGCCCUCCAACACCACCCAUGCCCACGCCCACCACAGGUGAAUUACUUCGUGGUGAUGAAAAUAAUACUGUCAGUAAAACUUUAGACUAUUUGGGUCUGGAUGAUCAUGAACAUGCGUCAUUGGGAGGUUUACCAAAACACGCAGGAAAUUCCAAACUCUCCCAGAUCAAAGUAGAUAUGAAACAGUCUAAUUCUCCAUCAUAUUCUCAAUCUGGACCAACUAUAUCAGCCAUACCGGCACUUCGUCGUGAUGCCAACCGUAUUCGAUCAUAUUCAGUUUCAGCCACUGCUAAAUAUGAUGAUCCGCCCACUCCAACUGCAUCGAUCGCAGCCAAUACGUUAUUUCCUCCUGGUAAUGCUGCAGUUCAACAAUUUCAUCAAACACAUUCACGACCUCGAGCUAUUUCUUUAGGAAUUUUGGAUUUACCGAAUGAAAUUAUGGUGCUACGAGGAAGAAAUGGACAAAUUUAUGAAAUGACGGAAACACAACAAUCGAUCAAUAAUGGAGGUGGAGUUCCUCCUCGGUCAUUAGGCGGAGAACAACUAUUAGGUAUGAUGGUGAGUGGAAUGAUGGAAGGCAAGAAAAAACAACAGCAACAGAUUCACGUCGAAGAGGAAUAUCUGAUGGACCAUGGUGAUCUUGAGAGUACUCCCCCACCCCAAACUCCAACCAGAUCUUUGUGGAUUGGAAAUAUCGAUCCUUCUCUCACUACACAGGAUCUCAAUCAAUUGUUUUCUCCAUUUGGAAAUAUCGAAAGCCUACGUCUACUACCAGACAAAGAAUGCGGUUUUGUGAAUUUCGCUCGCGUAGAAGACGCUGUUCGUGCCAAAGAUGAUAUAAUGAAUCGAAUGGGGGGAAGAGUUGGAAACUGCAUUGUUCGUGUAGGAUACGGGAAAUCCGAUGCAUUAAAUUCACAUGAUCUUUCACUUUCCUCUCAAACUCAAUUACAACCGACUCGGGCUCUUUGGGUCGGGAAUAUACCCACGUCUACCACGCCACAGACUCUCCAGAAUAUCUUUUCACCAUAUGGAGCCAUUGAAUCUGCACGUGUUCUUACGCACAAGAAUUGCGGAUUUGUUAAUUUUGAGAAAUUAGAUGAUGCUAUCAAAGCAAAGAAAUCAUUACACGGAAAAGAAGUUCUUGGAAGUGCAGUUGGGCCUGUAAAAAUCGGGUACGCAAAAGUACAGUCAAAACCUUCGCCUUCAUCAUCCCCUGAGCCUGAAUCUCCCACCAUUCAUCAUGAGCCUGAAAAUUAUAAUAACAUGAUGAUGAUGCUGAUGGUUAAUGCCUCGGGCGGUUUGACAGAAAAGCAGUUGAUGAUGCGUGAAUUAAGUGGUGGUCUCGAUGAUGAUAUAGACGAUGUAAAUGAUAACCGACCACCUACCAAUUACUUCACUUCUAUUCCACCUGUUCGUGAUCCCAAUCCUAAUCGUAAACCUGAUGCAUCUAGACUAAGGGAAAUCAGAAAGCGUCUUGACAGUGGACAUUGCUUAGCCAAAGAAGUUGAAGCCCUCGCUUCUGAAGUUCUUGAAGAAUGUGUAGAAUUAUCAAGUGAUUACAUUGGAAAUACCGUAAUUCAAAAAUUGUUUGAAAGAUGUUCCGAUAAUACAAAGAUGAAGAUGCUCGAGAAAAUUGCACCUCACAUGGCCACCAUAGGUAUUCAUAAAAAUGGAACUUGGGCAGCACAGAAAAUCAUUGAUUGCGUAAAGACACCAUCACAAAUGAAUAUUAUCACUACAAAAGUCAAACCAUAUACGCCCCCGUUAUUACUUGAUCAAUUUGGGAAUUAUGUGGUUCAAUGUUGCCUCCGAUUGGGGACUCAAAGAAAUCAAUUUAUUUUUGAUGCUAUGGUAGACAGAUGCUUAGAAGUCGCACAAGGACGCUUUGGAGCGCGUGCAAUGAGGGCUUGCUUAGAGAGUCAAUAUGUCAGCAAAAAACAACAGAAACAAGUUGCCAUUGCUAUUGUGAUGAAUGCUGUCCCUCUAUCAACCAAUCCCAAUGGAGCUCUCUUAUUGACGUGGCUUCUCGACACAUCAUCUUUCCCUGGUCGAUAUCGUAUUUUGGCACCAAGACUUGCAAAUCAUUUAGGACAUUUGUGCACACACAAACUCGCGUCACUUACCGUUCUUAAAAUCAUCAAUCAACGACAAGAACCAGAUGCACGUGAUAUAACAAUAUCAUCUCUGUUCUGUUCACCUAAUGACCAAGUUUUAGAGGAUGUUCUUAACGACCAAGUUCAUGGAGUUGGUGUGGUGCAAAAAGUAUUAGGUAGUCCUUAUAUUGAUCCAUUAGAGAGACAAAGAUUAGUGGAGAAAGUAAGAAUAGUAUUAGGGAAAUUAAAAGUUCAGCAAGUUCAAGGAUAUAAACGUUUAUUAGAAGAAUUAGGAAUGAUUGGAGAUCCAACUAUUAACGGAGUUCAUUUAAGUGCACUCUCUCCGCCAUUAGGAAUUCCACCGCAAGGACUUUAUCCUGGUCCUGUACCCCCAGAUUUCGCUGCUGCCGCCGCCGCCGCCGCUUAUUAUGCUGCAGCUCAAGCAGCAUAUGCAAAUCAACAUAUGCAACAACAGCAGCAGACAUCUGUUACAACUCCCUCAUCAGAGAAUCCUACUUCCUCGCCACUUGAUCAACUUUCACCUACUGCUAUUCUUUCUCCUUCUAAUGAAAAUUCAUCGACUCCAUCAUCAUCUGCUCAAAUUUCAUCGACUCAAUCUGGAAAUUAUCCACCGCCAACUCCAAUGUUCAUGAAUAAUAUUCCAAUGUCUCCUCAUCCUCAUUCACCAUUUCCACAAGCAUCUCCAUAUCCACACAUGAGUCACUUUCCAACAUUCAUUCAUCCUACAGCUUUGGCGGCUGUUGCUGCUGGCAUGUAUGGACAUCCGGCUGCAAUGUUUAAUCCAAAUGCUUAUCCUUAUAUGCUCGCCUCCAGUGGAACUAUUCCUCCGCCGAUGAACACUGGACCACCAACUCCUUCUUCGAUAAGUAAUCCCCAGAUGCUUGCAUUUUUCCAACAACCGUUAUCAUCACAACACCCACAGCAGCAAUCGCUGCAACAAGAACAACAGCCGCUACAAACAUCAAACGGAAGUGAUUCACAAGUACAAUCAUCUCCUCCCUUAGUGAUCAUCGAUUCUCUUGCUCAAUCUUCAACGGAUGACAAUAAUGUGAAAAUAGAAGAGCAAGAACAAUAA
Molecule: messenger RNA, 3771 nt
Organism: Ambispora gerdemannii
Lineage: Eukaryota; Fungi; Glomeromycota; Glomeromycetes; Archaeosporales; Ambisporaceae
Source: the annotation of a GenBank genome assembly